Molecule: messenger RNA, 255 nt
Organism: Cylicostephanus goldi
Lineage: Eukaryota; Metazoa; Nematoda; Chromadorea; Rhabditida; Strongylidae
Source: the annotation of a GenBank genome assembly
AUGGAAGAAGCCCAUGGCGAUUGGUACUGCCUUCCUUUUGGUUCGCCAAAAAUACAAGAGCUUGCCACGAAGUACGGAGUGAGCGGAAUCCCAGCCUUAAUUAUCAUCAAAGCCGAUGGCAAAGAAGUCACAAAGAAUGGAAGAGGCGAUGUUACGUUUGAUUUUUGUCGUAGAAUUGCUCAAGAAAGUCUUCAAAAUUGGCGUUUUCAGAGCAAAAAUCCGAAAGCUGCGCUGUCAGCAUGGAAAUCUGCUUGA